AUGUCUGUCGCUUCGAUUGAACAGCUCUGUUCUCUCUCGGGAAGUAUGCUGUCACGACUAUCCGCACGUGGAAUUGCUACUACUACCGCUGCUUGCAGGGCAUCAACGGUGUUCUCUGAUAAGAAUGAAAUCGCAUUUCCAGUCCAUGGAAAGGAGCCGAAAUACGUUGAGAUCAAAGACGCCUUUGGAAAAAUUAAAUCAGGUCAGUCAAUGAUUUUUUUGGAAUAAUU
Molecule: messenger RNA, 230 nt
Organism: Cylicostephanus goldi
Lineage: Eukaryota; Metazoa; Nematoda; Chromadorea; Rhabditida; Strongylidae
Source: the annotation of a GenBank genome assembly